GCCAGACGCCGGAUCAUCCAAAGACACAAAAAUUGGUCGUUCUCCUACUGCCCGCGUGGCCCGCCGCCGCCGCGCGCUGAAUAUAAAAGGGUGCCGGGGCUCUUGGCUCGCGCUCGAAUAGUUUUCUUUUCUUCCUCGCUUUUUUAUUCGCCGGGCGAACGACUCCGCAUAGUGCUCGGCCUGAAUUGAAAUCGGGCGGGGCCUGUAGCAGUUCAAAAUGAGGAACCUGAGCAUCGCCUUCGCGAUGGGAUUUCUGUUAAUGCUUGCGAUCAUCUGGGAAGCCGACAGCAAAAAAGUGACAAUAGACGAGGCCAAGAACACCGUGAAGAAUCUCAGGAAGCCCUGCCAGAAGAAGACGAACGCAACCAAAGAACUAUUGGACGGACAACACAAAGGCGAGUUCCCGAAGGACGAGAGAUUGAUGUGCUACAUGAAGUGCAUACUAACCACGACGAAGACCUUGAGAAACGACGAGGUGCAGUACGAAUGGUUCGUUAAGAAUGCUCGGCUCAUGCUGGAAGAGCAAUAUGUCCCGCGAGUCGAACACGUAGUCGAGGUUUGUCGAGAACGAGUGCCGACUACGUUGAAGGGUUGCGAGCUCGCAUGGGAACUAGGGAAAUGUGUUUGGGACGUGGAUUCCGAGCUGUACAUUGCUCCCUGACGAUCUCUGGCCAACGAAUUUGCAGUACUACCUAGAAACCGUAUGAUCGAGGUUACGUCAUCCGGUCAUCGUCGAGACAUCAUCAUCGUUACAGACACCACAUCGAGAAGCAGCCCGAACGAUUCACUUUUUUGUAAUUGUAAAUUCUCAUUAAUUGUAAAUUAUCAAAUCGAUGCGAGAUCGUGAUCGCAGAUCCUUGGAAAAUAGAUCGAUCUUCUCAAGAAAACAAACGAUUCGAGAAGAGAAACGAUUUUACAUUUCUUUUUUUGUUACAGACACUUGUAAUGUCUCCCUAAUUGACGCU
Megalopta genalis is the source of this 965-nucleotide messenger RNA. RefSeq lists its product as uncharacterized. NCBI's taxonomy places the organism in Eukaryota, Metazoa, Arthropoda, Insecta, Hymenoptera, Halictidae. Gene Ontology annotation, molecular function: odorant binding. The record is from RefSeq and is a predicted model, not a curated record.